AUGCAGUGCCUACUGUUGGCUUUGCUUUUUUUGCUUCCUUCUGUAGUAGUAUCGAGUAUGGAUACUAACAGAGCUCUUCACACCAAAGAUGAACCUCCUCUACCAGAUAUUCAUGGUCUAUCAAAAGAAAUGUUUAGACAAGAGCUGCAAAAACUCGAUCCUGACACGACGGUAAAACCGAAAACCUUGGAAGCGCGAAGGGUUUUGGCUUAUGUCAAAGAUGAUGAUGACCUCAAAUCAUUUGUGUUUGAGGCAUUGGAGAAAGCGAAGAAUAGAGAACUUACCGAGAAAGAAGCUGCUCUAGAAGUCGAUAAAUGGUUGUAUUGUUUACCGAAUGACAAACGAAACAUGAUGGAAACUAGAUAUCCUUCUCUGAAGGAGAAAAGUAAGCUCAGUGUACAUUCUUCUUGUAAGCUGUGCUUUCAUAUCCGUUCACAUGACUAA
Molecule: messenger RNA, 444 nt
Organism: Haemonchus placei
Lineage: Eukaryota; Metazoa; Nematoda; Chromadorea; Rhabditida; Trichostrongylidae
Source: the annotation of a GenBank genome assembly